UUACAUGUUCACAAUUACCAAAAUUCAAAAUAAAUCAAAUAAUAAUAUAAAUAUACACAUCAAAUUCUGAAAAUUACAAAAAACAGGUCCCUAAAAAGUCUAGGAACUGCAAAGGCCCUCUGGAACUGUAGGAGCAGCGGCGACGCGUGUGCUCCACGCGCGUCUGCCAUUAGCGGCGCGUGGGUUCACGCGCCGCCGCAAAAAAGACCAGCGACAGGGGAGAUCCGAAACGACUUCCUCCUCCUCUUCCCUUUUGCACCGGUGGUGAGAAGCAAUGUCACCUACAAAGCAGCAAAAUCGCAACAACACUGACGACUCCAAGGUGAGGGUGGAGGCUGCUGUACUAGACCAAGGUGGGUUAUGUGGGUUCUGUCGUGCUUGGAUUGCUGGCCGUGGCCUCGACGAUACUAGAGCUGACGGUGGCGCUGGGUGUUGCUGUGGCGCUGUUGUCGCGGUGGGACUGAGAGAAGACUGGAAAGAAGACAGUGGGGUUGCCGCUGUGUUCGGCUUGAGGAAGAAAGGAGCCGCUGUGGGGCUGGUCUCCUGUGUCAGUGGGCGGCAGCUCUGGUUUGGCCAAGAGACGGAGGCGGUUGGGGAAGAAGAAGGAGGGGUUCGGGUCUGUCGGGUUGUUGGUUCAAGGAGAGGAAAUGCAAAGGUGAAGGAAAUGGGGGGCAGUGUGUUGACGACCAGGAGAGGGACGUUGUGGCUGGGUGAAGAGGAUAAUGGGAAGAGAAUGAGGCUCUCGAUUCAAUAAAGAGGAAGAUGGGGCUGUUUCAGGUGCAAAAAUCGCAGACCAAAAGGGGGGUGCGACCAGUAGGGAGAGACAACCGUGAGGUUCUCUGGUUUUGGUCCCCAGCGAGGGGAAAGGCGGCGGUUUGCAAAGAAGACAGAUUAUUUAGGGGUUCUUUGGGUUUUAGGGUUUUUCUUGUGAAUUUUCCACCCCUCCUCCCAUUCACAUUUUCUCUGCCCCUGUAUUAAAAAUUUUCACUUCUCUUUAUAGAUAACAAAAUUUGUUAUUUUUAAUUGCUUGGUCCCCAAGCAACCAAAAAACAAA
This is a messenger RNA of Populus trichocarpa (black cottonwood), 1054 nucleotides long. RefSeq lists its product as uncharacterized. The record is from RefSeq and is a predicted model, not a curated record. Bases 275 to 754 code for a protein of 159 amino acids. Lineage: Eukaryota; Viridiplantae; Streptophyta; Magnoliopsida; Malpighiales; Salicaceae. The transcript has 2 exons.